Heterocephalus glaber (naked mole-rat) is the source of this 3445-nucleotide messenger RNA. Lineage: Eukaryota; Metazoa; Chordata; Mammalia; Rodentia; Bathyergidae. The record is from RefSeq and is a predicted model, not a curated record.
ACCAUAUAUUUUGUGUAUUCUGUUCCUGAUUAGAGAACACUUUAUUUUGUCCUUUAUGGGCCUUGUUUACCUUAAUUUCCAUAGAACCUGCACGUGGCUCACCUUUCACCCAAUUGAUUGCCUGGGACUGGCCAGGGCCUGUGUCGGUUGCACUGGCAUUGGUUGUCCUGGCCCCGCUUUCUCUCCUAGCUCUGUCUCUUAGUGUAUUUAUUUCUCAGGCCUGCAUCGCACACUGGGCAGGUGGGGACUAGGAACUUACUGCAGGAAUCUGGCAGUUCGGCACAUGUAAAAUGUGAGCUCAGAAAGGUAUGAAACACGGAAGGUAUGGGUUUCUUCACAGAAUUCAUCUAUGACAAAGACAGCUGAUUGUCAAAGCAAAUCUAAAAUGCGCGCGUGUGUGUGUGUGUGUGUGUGUGUGUGUGUGUGUGUGUGUGUGUACCUGGCUGCUGAAAAUCUCUUGAGCUGAGGGGGAUCAUUUGUUGAUGUAAGGAUUUUUUCUGUGCAAUUUUCUGUGUCUCAUGAUGAAAAGUAACAGAAAAGUGGACAUGGCUACAAUGUAUCAGUCUGGUCACUUCCCAGAGUUCCCAUCACUACCACUACAGAGACCCUUGGGGCGUGGGGCACAGUCCUCACUUCCAAGCGCCUUGUGCCUGGGCUGCACAUGGGGGACACAGGAAGUGGGAGGCACGGGCCACCCUCCAGCUCUCUGUGGGCCUCACAACUUCCAUGGUCACUGGGGCAGGGACGUGGGAGAAGGAGAGGCCAGAACCUGGGCUGGGACCCCAAGCCGGGUGUGGGGAGUAGGAGGCCCCACAGGGCCUGGCCCCCGCCGCUCCUGUCCAGGACAGCGGGGGUCCCGCGCCGCGGGUGGCAGGAGGCUGAGGAGCAAUGCAAGGAGCAGGGCAAAGGUGGCCGGAGGGAGCCAGGCGGAACCAGGCAAGCAUGAGGCCCAGGCCAGCGAGGGGGGACAGAGCCGGGGAGGGACAGCAUCAGAGCCGAGUGCGGAGAGCAGAUUCUGGGGCUCAGCAGGCAGAAAGGCGGCUGUGCAGGAGGGAGCCCUGGAGACCCCGUGGGGAUGGAGCCACCUUCGGCUCAGCUGGCCUCCCUGGCCAAGGAUGAAGAGCCGCAGCCCUGGGGGAGCCUGGGGGGCCCUGGUCAGCGCCCCAAGACGAGGAGGGGAGCAGAGGACAUGGAGUCUGGGGCCAAGGAGGAGGCGCGGAGAACCCCGCGCGCCCGGGGGCGGUGGCCCGGCCUAGGCGGAUCUCGGUCCGACCCCGCCCACCCUCGGGCCGCGCCGCGGUGCAGCCAGGAGCGGAGCGCGGGCCGCAGCCGGGCCAUGGCGAAGGCGCGCGCGCGCUGGGGGCACCCGCUGCAGUUCCUGUUCGCCUGCAUCUCCUACUCCGUGGGCCUGGGCAAUGUAUGGCGCUUCCCCUACCUGUGCCAGACGCACGGCGGCGGCAGUUUCCUGGUCCCCUACCUCAUCAUGCUCAUCGUGGAGGGAAUACCGCUCCUGUACCUGGAGCUGGCGGUGGGGCAGUGCAUGCGGCAGGGCAGCAUCGGCGCCUGGAGGACCAUCAGCCCCUAUCUUGGAGGCGUUGGCAUGGCCAGCGUGGUGGUGUCCUUCUUCCUCUCCAUAUACUACAACAUCAUCAAUGCCUGGGGCUUCUGGUACCUCUUCAACUCCUUCCAGGACCCCCUGCCAUGGUCCUUCUGCCCCCUGAAUGCAAACCGCACAGGCUACGAGGAGGAGUGUGAGAAGGCUUCAUCCACGCAGUACUUCUGGUACCGGAAGACCCUGAACGUCUCGCCAUCCAUCCAGGAGACUGGGGCUGUGCAGUGGGAGCUGGCGCUGUGCCUCGUCCUGGCCUGGCUGAUGGUGUACCUGUGCAUCCUGCGGGGCACCGAGUCCACGGGCAAGGUGGUAUAUUUCACGGCGCUGCUGCCCUACUGUGUGCUCAUCAUCUACCUGGUCAGAGGCCUCACCCUCCAUGGAGCCACCAAUGGCCUGCUGUACAUGUUCACUCCCAAGGUGGAGCAGCUGGCCAACCCCCGGGCCUGGAUCGACGCAGCCACGCAGAUCUUCUUCUCUCUGGGCCUGGGCUUUGGCAGCCUGAUCGCUUUUGCCAGCUACAGCGAGCCCUCCAACAACUGCCAGAAGCACACCAUCGUCGUGUGCCUCGUCAACAGUGCCACCUCCAUCUUCGCCAGCGUGGUCACCUUCUCUAUCUACGGCUUCAAGGCCACCUUCAACUACGAAAACUGCUUAAACAAGGUGAUUCUGCUGCUGACCAAUUCUUUUGACCUUGAAGAUGGCUUUUUGACAGCCAGCAACCUGGAGCAGGUGAAGGGCUACCUGGCUUCCACCUACCCGAGCAAGUACAGCGAGGUGCUCCCACUCCUGAAGAACUGCAGCCUGGAGUCGGAGCUGGACACGGCGGUCCAGGGCACGGGGCUGGCCUUCAUCGUCUACACCGAGGCCAUUAAGAACAUGGAGGUGCCCCAGCUGUGGUCGGUGCUCUACUUCUUCAUGCUGCUGACGCUGGGCAUGGGGAGCAUGCUGGGCAACACGGCGGGCAUCCUCACGCCCCUGACCGACAGCAAGGUCAUCUCCGGCCACCUGCCCAAGGAGGCCAUCUCAGGUCUGGUUUGCCUCGUCAACUGUGCCAUCGGCUUGCUGUUCACCAUGGAAGCCGGGAGCUACUGGUUCAACAUCUUCAAUGACUACGCGGCCACGCUGUCCCUGCUGCUCAUUGUGCUGGUGGAGACGGUUGGCGUGUGUUACGUGUACGGGCUGAGGAGAUUCGGAGCCGACCUCGAAGCCAUGACCGGCCGCGCCCCGGGCUGGUACUGGAAGGCCAUGUGGGCCUGCGUGAGCCCGCUGCUCAUCGUCGGCCUGUUCCUCUUCUACCUGAGCGACUACAUCCUCUCGGGGACCCUGCAGUACCAAGCCUGGGACGCCACCCAGGGCCAGCUGGUGACCAAGGACUACCCCGUGUACACAGUUACUGCCAUCGGGCUGCUUGUGGCCGCCUCCACCAUGUGCAUCCCCCUGGUGGCCCUGGGGACUUUCGUCAUGCGCCGCCUUAAGAAGGGAGACAGGGCCUUCAAGGCCUGAGAGCUGGGCCCCCAGAGCCUGCAGUCAGCCCCCCACUGCCUCACUACAGCCUCCUGGGUUCUUUUUAAAUUAUUUAAGCCCAAAGUGCUCCACCUGUCUGCUUCCCGAAUCUAUAAUCAGUUAUAACAGACUCUUCUGAACUCAUAACACCCUAAUACAUCUCUAGACCUAUAUUUCCCUCACCUACAAUUUAUAUUUUUGUUGCUACAAUUUAACAUGGCCAGUUAUAUUUGGUCACUUUGACUGUUCAUAUCAGAGCACUGAAAGAUCUAUGUCCACCAGUAUAGUAAUGGAGUAUUCUGAAUUUGAUUACAAAUGUGCUUCUCUUUA